Molecule: messenger RNA, 507 nt
Organism: Colletotrichum higginsianum IMI 349063
Lineage: Eukaryota; Fungi; Ascomycota; Sordariomycetes; Glomerellales; Glomerellaceae
Product: Thioredoxin
Exons: 2
Coding region: 1-507 (168 amino acids)
Source: RefSeq, a predicted model, not a curated record
AUGGAAUGGUCCACGAUUUUCCUCAUAGCCUUUGCUGUCUUCAUGAUCGGGCGCUCGCUGUUCGCAGACCGCUCGCCCAUUCCCGAGACGUCGGGCAAGGUCUACAAGGUGUCCUCUGCUGCCGAGCUGGACUCCGUCUUGGCCUCCAACAGCCACGUGGUGGUCGACUUCUACGCGGACUGGUGCCCGCCCUGCCGCGCCAUCGCCCCCGUCUUCUCCGAGCUGGCCGACAAGCACGCCGCCGAGGGACGUCUGGCCUUCGCCAAGGUCAACGUCGACCACGUCAACAACGUCGCCGGCCGGUACAACGUCACCGCUAUGCCGACCUUUGUCUUCUUCCGCAGCGGCAAGCCCCAGGGUGUCGAGGUGAAGGGCCUGACGCCCCGCCAGUCCGUCGUCUUCACUGGUGACGGGCUUGUCGACAGGCUGAGGGGCGCAGACAGGGCGGCUCUGCAGGCUGUGGUUCAGGCCUUGGCGGGUCCGGGGGAAGAGGCGAAGAAGGAGUAG